Trifolium pratense (red clover) is the source of this 1964-nucleotide messenger RNA. Its product is annotated as aromatic aminotransferase ISS1. Bases 574 to 1764 code for a protein of 396 amino acids. Lineage: Eukaryota; Viridiplantae; Streptophyta; Magnoliopsida; Fabales; Fabaceae. The record is from RefSeq and is a predicted model, not a curated record. The transcript is spliced from 9 exons. Gene Ontology annotation, molecular function: pyridoxal phosphate binding; catalytic activity. Gene Ontology annotation, biological process: biosynthetic process.
CACUGAAGCUAUGACAGAUAGACAGACAAGCACAGUGAAUCAUCGUUUUGAAGUGGUCCUCUCUGUCGUUUUGUCUGUGCAGACUCACACACUGAAAACCAAGACAAUGACAAAAAACAUACACAAAUUUCACAAAAACCCACUUUCUUAGGAACUCCGAUUUCAGUGAAAACCCAAUCACUUUUUCCAAGCAUUUUUCACACUUUUUCUACAUACCCAUUUUUCAACACUCUUUAAAGAUACAAAAUUUAUCAUUUAAUUAGCGUUAAACAAACGCAAAGAGGAAAGAGAAACCAAAAAGUUUCAUUUUUUUAUCAUUUUUUUUAUCUUAUGUGUUAAAUUAAUAACAUUAAAAGGUUUUCGUCUUUUUCCCUUUUGGAUUGGAUUUACUUGUACUAUAGUUUAAUGGUGGAUGGGUUGGUUGGUGAAGCGUGGCGUUGCAAAGUUGAAUACUUUUUGUUAGGUUGACGUUUUCGUUUUCUUCUUCAACAAGACUACUUCAUUGUGGUUUUUCUUUUUCACUUCAAAUCCCAAAUUUGGAACUUGUUUCUUCUGUUGUGUGUGAAAAGAAAAAUGGGUUCUUUUGGAAAUCUAGCUAAGAGGGUUGUGGAAACUGAGAUGCCUAUUAUGGUUAAGAUGCAGGAAUUGCUACGAGGAGCUAAGAAUGCUGUGUCUUUGGCACAGGGGGUGGUUUAUUGGCAACCUCCAAAGGAAGCGUUGGAUAAGGUGAAAGAACUUGUGUAUGAGCCUUCUAUUAGUCGUUAUGGUAAUGAUGAAGGUAUUCCUGAACUCAGAGCGGCAUUAGUGAAAAAGUUGCGUGAUGAAAAUAAUUUGCACAAAUCCUCGGUAAUGGUUACAGCAGGUGCCAAUCAGGCGUUCGUGAAUCUUGUUCUUACUUUGUGUGAUGCGGGGGAUUCUGUGGUGAUGUUUGCCCCUUACUACUUCAAUGCAUACAUGUCCUUCCAGAUGACCGGCAUUACUGAUAUACAAGUUGGUCCCAGUAACCCGGAAACACUUCAUCCAGAUGCAGACUGGUUGGAAAAAGUGUUAUCAGAGAGUAAACCUGUGCCGAAGCUAGUAACUGUUGUAAACCCUGGCAACCCAACUGGAACCUACAUUCCAGACUCUCUUCUGAAGAGGAUUGCAAAUCUCUGCGAGAAAGCUGGCUCUUGGCUUGUUGUGGACAAUACAUAUGAGUACUUUAUGUUCGAUGAUCUGAAACACACUUGUGUGGAAGGAAAUCAUGUUGUGAAUAUUUUCUCUUUCUCAAAAGCUUAUGGAAUGAUGGGAUGGCGUGUUGGAUACAUAGCAUACCCUUCUGAAGUAGAAGGUCUUGCUGCCCAACUUCUCAAAGUCCAAGACAACAUUCCAAUCUGUGCUUCAAUAAUUUCACAGCACCUUGCACUCUACUCCUUAGAACUGGGACCUGAAUGGGUUACUGAACGAGUAAAAACUCUCGCUAAGAACAGACAAAUUGUCUUGGAGGCUCUUUCCAAUGUUGGAGAAGUUUCAAUUAAAGGAGGUGAAGGAGCUAUAUAUCUUUGGCUGAAGAUCCCGAGUGGACAAGGUUACGAUGAUUUUGAAGUUGUUCACUGGCUGGCUAAUAGGCAUGGGAUUGCUGUUAUCCCUGGAAGUGCAUGUGGUGCUUCUGGUAAUCUUAGAAUUUCGUUCGGGGGUUUGACUGAAAAUGAUUGUCGAGCAGCUGCAGAAAGGCUUAAGAAAGGUUUGGAAGAAUUGGUUGCACAUGGUUUGGUACAAGACUAGUAACAAAAUAGUUUAUCUCAAAAGAGAUUUAUAGAAAGAAAAAUCCAUUUACCAGUGGAGAAAAUUUGCAACUGGUGAUGCUUUUGAAUAAAUGUUAGGAUUUAUUUUCAGCCUUGUUAAGUUGGAUAUUACUACUAGCAAGGUUUAAUAAUUUUCAUUAUGAAAAAGUAGAUAAUAAAUGCAUCAUAACCUUCUUUUCA